AUGAGGUCGGGGGUGGCCCGGGGCCUCCCCGGCCUGCUGGUCCUCCUGCUGCCGUUGCUGCGGCCGCCCCCGGCCCGGGGGUCCGAGCCCCGCCAGGUGUUCCAGGUCCUGGAGGAGCAGCCCCCCGGGACCCCGGUGGGCACGGUGCCCACCCGGCCGGGCUUCACCUACCGGCUGAGCGAGAGCCACGCGCUCUUCGCCCUGGACGGGCGCACGGGGGCCCUGACCACCCGGGCCCGCAUCGACCGCGAGAGCCUGGCCGCCGACGCCGUGGGCCUGCUGGUCCUGUCCAGCGCCCCCACCUACCCCACCGAGGUGCGGGUGCUGGUGCGGGACCUCAACGACAACGCGCCCGUCUUCCCCGAGCCGUCCGUGGCCGUGACCUUCAAGGAGGACAGCCACGGCGGGCGGCGGGUCAUCCUGGACACCGCCACGGACGCGGACGCCGCCGCCAACGGGGUGGACCACGCCUCCUACCGCCUGGUCCGGGGCAACGAGGAGGGCCGCUUCCGGCUGGACGUCACCCUCAACCCCGGCGGGGAGGGGGCCUUCCUGCACCUGGUGUCCCGGGGCGGGCUGGACCGGGAGACCACGGCGGCCUACGGGCUCCUGGUGGAGGUGGAGGACAAGGGGGAGCCGCGGCGGCGGGGGGCCCUGCGGGUCAACGUCACCGUGCAGGACGUCAACGACAACCCGCCCGUCUUCGACCGGCCCCGCUACGAGGCGGCCGUGCGGGAGGACGCGGCCGUGGGGUCCGGCGUGCUGCGGGCCCGGGCGGCCGACGCCGACGAGGGCCCCAACGGGGCCGUGCGCUACCGGCUCCAGGACGAGGCCGGGCCCUUCCGGCUGGACCCGGCCACGGGGCUCAUCACCGUGGGCCGGCCGCUGGACUUCGAGGCCCGGGCCCAGUACUCGCUGACCCUGCAGGCCCUGGACGGCGGGAGCCCGCCGCUGACGGGCCGGGCCGAGGCCCUGAUCCGCCUGCUGGACGUCAACGACAACGACCCCGUGGUCAGGUUCCGCUACUUCCCCGCCACCUCGCGCUUCGCCUCGGUGGACGAGAACGCCCAGCCGGGCACCGUGGUGGCCCUGCUGACCGUCACCGACGCCGACUCGCCCGCCGCCAACGGCGACGUCUCGGUCCGCAUCCUGGCGGGCAACGAGCAGGGCCACUUCGCCGUGCAGGGCAGCAAGGUGCCCAACCUGAGCCUCAUCAAGGUGGCCGGGGCCCUGGACCGGGAGCGCAUCCCCUCCUACAACCUGACCGUGUCGGUGGCCGACAACGCCGGGGCCGGGGACGGGGGGCCCUCGCGCUCCUCGGCCGCCAGCCUGGUCAUCCUGGUCAACGGCGUCGACGACCGCCCGCCGGCCUUCGCCCGGCCCGUCUACCGGGCGGCCCUGAGCGAGGGGGCGCCCCCCGGGAGCUUCGUGGCCGGGCUGGCGGCGGCGGCCGCCGGCGGCGGGGCCGCCGCGGGCCCCGGGGCCGCCCUCCGCUACAGCAUCGUCGGGGGCGACGCCCCCGGCUGGUUCCGCAUCAGCGAGGACAGCGGGCUGGUGACCACGGGCCCCGCGGGGGGCCCGACCGGGAGCGCGCCCGCGGUGGUCCUCAACGUCAGCGCCCGCGACCGGGGGGCCCGGCCCCGCGUGGCCUACGCCCGGCUGGAGGUCACGGUCCUGGACGUCAACGACCGGGCCCCCGCCUUCGCCCGGCCCGGGGGCUACCGGGCGGCCGUGGCCGAGGGCGCCCCCGCCGGGACCGGGCUCCUGGUCCUGGAGGCGGCCGACGGGGACCUGGGCGAGAACGGGACCGUGCGCUUCUCCCUGGCCGACGACCACGGCGGGGCCUUCCGCCUGGACCCCGAGUCGGCCCUGACCAACCGGCCGCCCGCUGGACGGGAGGCCCGCCCCGCCUACUCCCUCCUGGUCCUGGCCACGGACCUGGGGGCCCCGCCCCGGUCCGCCGCCGCCCGGGUCGACGUGACCGUCCUGGACCUCAACGACAACAGCCCGGCCUUCUACCCGCUGCGCUACUUCGCCCGGGUGCGGGAGGGCGAGCCGGCCGGCAGCCACGUGGCCGCCGUGACGGCCGGCGACCCGGACCUGGGCCCCAACGGGACCGUCCGCUACAGCCUCCGGGCCGGGGACGCCUCCCGCUUCCGCGUCCACCCGCGGACCGGGGCCGUGACCACGCGGGCCGCCCUGGCCCGGGGGGAGGCCGCCGCCCACCGGCUGGAGGUGGCGGCCACCGACGGGGGCGGCCGCCGGGCCGACCCCCCGGCCCUGGUGACGGUGGCCGUGCUGGGGCCCCGCGACGGCCCGCCCGUCUUCAGCCCGGCGGCCUACGGCUUCGUGGUCUUCGAGAACGCGGCCCCCGGCACGCCCGUGGGGGCCGUCUCCGCCGCCGCCCCGGACCCGGACGGCGACCUCGCCUACCUCAUCGCCGCCGGCGACCCCGCGGGGGCCUUCGCCGUGGACCCGGCCAGCGGGCGGCUGAGCACCGCCGGGCCCCUCGACCGGGAGGAGCGGGCCUCCUACCGGCUGCGGGUGGUGGCCAGCGGCGGGGCCGGGGCCGGCGAGGCCGAGGUCAACGUCACCGUGCGCGACCUCAACGACAACGCCCCCCGCUUCGCCCGGCCCGCGGAGCGCGCCGACGUGGUGGAGGACUGGGCCGCCGGGCGGACCGUCUUCCGGGCCCGGGCCGAGGACCCGGACGAGGGGCCCAACGGCGCCGUGGCCUACGGCCUGGAGGGGCCGCCGGGGGCCCCCUUCGCCGUGGACCGGGAGACCGGCGCCGUCCGCCUGCUGGGGCCGCCCGGCCCCCCGGGCCGCGUCUACGCGCUGACCGUGGUGGCCUGGGACCUGGGGGUCCCCCGCCGCUCCUCCCGCCUGCCCCUGACCGUCACCGUCCGCGACGUCAACGACCACCCGCCCGUCUUCGACCAGCUGUCCUACGAGGUGGCCCUGCCCGAGUCGGCCCCCGUCAACGCGCGCUUCUUCCGGGUCCGGGCCACCGACCCCGACGCGGGGGCCAACGGCCGGGUGGCCUACUCCCUGGCCGCCGGCGGGGACGACGACGGCGACUUCGGGGUCUUCCCCGACGGCCAGCUCUACGUCCGGCGCGGGCUGGACCGGGAGCGGCGGGACCGCUACCGCCUGCGGGUGGCGGCCGCCGACGGGGCCGUGGAGCCGCUGAGCGCCACCGUGGAGGUGGCGGUGGUCCUGGAGGACGUCAACGACAACCGGCCCCUCUUCGACCGCACCCACUACGUCUUCCACCUGGACGAGGAGCGGCCGGCCGGCUCCCCCGUGGGGCGGGUGGCGGCCGCCGACCGGGACGCCGGCCGCAACGGGGAGGUCCGCUACGCGCUGGAGGCCGGCCAGCCCCCCGACUUCGAGCUGGACCCGGUCAGCGGCCUGCUGGUCAGCGCCCGCCGCUUCGACCGCGAGGCCCUGACCCGGCGGCUGGGGGCGGCCGCCUUCACCCUGGCCGUGGUGGCCGCCGACCGCGGCCUGCCCCGCCCGCUCGGGGACCGGGCCACCGUGCAGGUCCUCGUCCGGGACGUCAACGACCACCCCCCCCGCUUCCCCCGCGACCUCUACCGGGCCUCCGUCUCCGAGGCGGCCCCGGCCCGCACCCCCGUGGUCCGCGUGGCGGCCGCCGACGCCGACGAGGGCCCCAACGGGCUGGUCCGCUACGCCAUCGCCGCGGGGAACGAGGAGAACCGCUUCGCCCUGGACGGCGGCACGGGCCAGCUGACCCUGGUCGGGCCCCUCGACCGGGAGGCCACCGCCUCCUACGCCCUGGCCAUCCGGGCGGCCGACGGCGGGCCCGUCCCGCUGGCCUCCACCUGCACCGUCAGCGUGGAGGUCCUGGACGAGAACGACCACGCCCCGGCCUUCCCCCGCCCGGCGCUGCUGGUGGACGUGCCGGAGGACGCCCGGGUGGGCCAGCUGGUCGCCUCGGUCUCGGCCACCGACGCCGACGCGGGCGACAACGCCGACCUGCGCUACGGCCUGGACGGGCCCGACCGCCACCUGGGGGCCUUCAGCGUCGGCGCCCACACCGGCGGCGUCUUCCUGGCCCGGCCGCUGGACUUCGAGACCCGGCCGGCCUACCGGCUCAACGUCACGGCCCGGGACCGCGGGCGGCCCCCGCGCUCGGCCGCCGUGGCCCUCCUCAUCCGCGUGCGGGACUCCAACGACAACGCGCCCAGCUUCCCCCCGGGCGAGGUGGUCCGCACCGUGCCCGAGGACCUGCCCGUCGGCAGCCCGGUGGUCUCCGUGCCCGCCCGCGACCCCGACGCCGGGGACAACGGGCGGCUGACCUACGCCAUCGUCCGCCAGGCGCCCCGCGGGGCCCACUUCCGCAUCGACGGGGCCACGGGGACCGUCUACACCCGGGCCGAGAUCGACCGCGAGGUCUCCCCGGCCUUCCUCCUCACCGUCCGGGCCAGCGACGGGGCCCGGCCCCCCGAGAGCCGGCGGAGCGCCCUGAAGAACGUCACCGUCCUGGUGGCCGACGUCAACGACAACGCCCCCGUCUUCGUCUCCCAGGACGCCCUGGCCGCCGACCCCUCCGCCGCCGGGGUCGGCUCCGUCCUGGCCGCCCUGGCGGCCUCCGACCCGGACGAGGGCCCCAACGGCGAGGUGGAGUACGAGAUCGUGGGCGGCGACGGGGACGUCUUCGCCCUGGACCGGCGCAGCGGCGAGCUGCGGGUGGCCGCCCCCCUGGCGCCCUCCCGCCUCACCUACGCCCUCGUGGUGGCCGCCACCGACCGGGGCCCCGAGAGGCGGCGGGCCACCAGCGAGGUGACCGUCGUCCUCCGCGGCCGGGGCCCCGUCUUCACCCAGCCCCGCUACGUCACCGUCCUCAAGGAGGGCGAGCCCGUGGGCACCGACGUCAUCGCCGUGGAGGCCGCCGGGCCCGGGGGCCCCGCCGCCGCCGCCUCCGCCGUGGAGUAUUACAUCGUCUCCGUGCGCUGCCGGGACCGGAGCCUGGGCCGCCUCUUCACCGUGGGCCGGCGCAGCGGCCUCGUCCGCCGGCCGCCGUCCUGGAACAGGGAGCAGGGCGCGCACUCCUACCUGGUGGACGUCUACGCCGUCGAGAGGUCGACCGCCUUCCCCCGGACCCAGCGGGCCGAGGUGGAAAUAACGCUGCAGGACAUCAACGACAACCCGCCGGUGUUUCCGGCUGAUCUGCUCGACCUGACCGUGGAGGAGAAUAUCGGAGACGGCACCAAGAUCACGCAGCUCACAGCCGUGGAUGCCGACGAGGGAGGCAACGCCCUGGUGACAUACAGCAUCGUCAGCGGAGCGGACGGAAGCUUCCGGGUGGACCCGGAGUCCGGCGACCUCAUCGCCACGCGCAAGCUGGACCGGGAACGACGCUCCAAAUACUCCCUGCUCGUCCGGGCGGACGACGGCCUCCAGUCCUCCGACGUGCGCGUCAACAUCACCGUCAGCGACGUCAACGACCACGCGCCCCGCUUCACCCGCCCCGUCUACUCCUUCGACGUCCUGGAGGACACGGCCCCAGGUUCCCUCGUGGCCUCCAUCUCAGCCACCGACCCCGACUCGGGAACCAACGGAGAAGUGACCUACGUAGUGAGCGAAGACGACGGAGACGCCGCCUUCUUCCUGAACCCCGUCACCGGGGUCUUCAAUUCCACCCAGCCCCUGGAUUACGAGGGACAGCGUUAUUUCAUCCUCACGGUGCAGGCCCGGGACGGGGCCGGCCUCUUCACUGCCGUCAGGGUUUAUUUCAACAUCCUGGACGUCAACGACAACGCCCCCGUCUUCGCCUCGUCCUCCUACAGCACCACGCUGAUGGAAGAUCUCCCCGUCGGGUCCAGCAUUCUCACCUUCAACGUCACCGACGCGGACGACGGCCUCAACUCCCGGCUGGUGUUCGGCCUAGCGUCCGGAGACCCCCUGGGCCAGUUCUCCGUCGACCGGGAGGGCGUCCUCCGCACCCGGCGGGCCCUGGACCGCGAGAGCCAGUCCUUCUACAACCUGGUGGUCCAGGCCCACGACCUGGCCCCGCCACCGGCCACCCGCCUCACCGCCUCGGCCCAGGUGUCCGUCGUCCUGCUGGACGUCAACGACAACCCCCCGCGCUUCGUCUCCCCGAACCUGACCUACGUCCCGGAGAACACCCCGGCCGACACGGUGGUCUUCCGGGCCGAGGCCACCGACGCGGACAGCGGCCCCAACAGCUACGUGGAGUACAGCCUGGCCGGGGAGGGGGCCCCGGCCUUCCGGGUGGGCACCGUCGACGGCGAGGUGAGGCUGGUGGGCCCCCUGGACCGCGAGGAGGCCGCCGAGCUCGCCGUGACCGUGGUGGCCACCGACAAGGGCGGCCCGGCCCUCUCCGCCUCGGCCGAGGUGCGGGUGGUCGUGCUGGACGUCAACGACAACGACCCCGUCUUCUCCCGGGGGGCUUACGAGGUGGAGGUGGAGGAGGGGGCCCUGGCCGGCACGGACCUGCUGAGGGUCUCGGCCUCGGACGCGGACGAGGGGCCCAACGGGGAAGUGCGCUACGCCCUCGUGGCCGGGGCCGCCGACCGCGAGUUCCGCCUGGACUCGGUCACCGGGGUCCUGUCGGUGGGCGGGCCCCUGGACCGCGAGGAGAAGGCCGAGUACCGGCUGACCGUCCAGGCCUCCGACCGAGGGGGCAGCCCCCGCACGGCCACCGCCCUGGUCGCCGUCCUCCUCGGGGACGUCAACGACUUCGCGCCCGUCUUCGACCCGUCGCCCUAUUCCCUCGACGUGCCCGAGAACGGGCGAGACUCCCCGAGGACCGUCCUCCAGGUGGUAGCCAGAGAUGACGACCAAGGCGUCAACAGCCAGCUGACGUAUUCCCUAGCCGGGGGGAACGAAGACACGGCCUUCACCCUCUCCUCCAGCGGAGAGCUUCGGCUAGUACGGAGUCUGGAUCGGGAGACCAAGGACCGAUUCGUUUUGAUAGUCACGGCAACGGACGGAGGGUCCCCGGCGCUGACGGGCACUGGCACCGUGAUCGUGACCGUGGAGGAUGAAAAUGACAAUACUCCCACCUUCGCCCGCUCCCUGUUCACCGCCAGCAUCUCCGAGGACGCGCCGGCGGGCACCGACGUCCUGCUGGCCAACUGUUCCGACGCCGACGCCUCCUCCAACGCCCUCGUCAGUUACCAACUCACCGGCGGGGAAUCCCAAUUCUCCAUCAACCCCUCGACCGGCCAGAUCAUCACCAGCGGCCCGUUGGACCGCGAGACUCAAGCCAACUACACCCUGAUCGUGGUGGCCCGCGACGGAGGAGACCCCCUGGCCCUCUCCAGCUCCGCCACGGUGCUGGUGUCCGUGGCCGACGUGAACGACAACCCCCCGAGAUUCCAGCAUCACCCCUACGUCACCCACGUCCCGUCCCCCGCGGCGGCGGGUCUGUUUGUCUUUGCGGUGACCGUCACCGAUCCCGACACGGGCCCCAACUCCGAACUGCACUUCUCCCUGUCGGGGAGCCACUCGGAGAGAUUCCGCAUCGACCCCACCCGCGGGGCCAUCACGGCGGCCGAGCCCCUGGCCGGGGAGGCCGAGGUGACCUUCUCGGUUCACGUGCGGGACGGCGGGCGGUCCCCCCAGGCCGACUCCACCACGGUGACCGUCCGCUUCGCGGCCGCGGGGGACUUCCCCCGCGUCCGGGCCGAAGGGAGGUCCUUCCUGUUCCCCGAGAGCCAGCAGGUGGGCAGCCCGGUCACCGUGGUGACGGGGACCUCGUCCCGGGCGGGCCCCCUGUCCUACCACGUGGCCAGCGGGAACUUCGGCGGGGCCUUCCACGCCGACCAGCUGACGGGGCAGGUGACCACCGGCCGACCGCUGGACUUCGAGGCCAUCCAGAGGUUCGUCGUGUGGAUCGAGGCCCGGGACGCCGGCUUCCCGCCGUUCUCCUCGUACGAACGGCUGGAGGUGGAGGUGCAGGACGUCAACGACAACGCCCCCGACUUCCGGGAGGACCCCUUCGUGGCGGAGAUCGCGGAGAACCUGCCCCCCCGCCGGGUGCUGGCCGUGGCCGCCGCGGACCGGGACAGCGGCCCCAACGGCCAGCUGGACUACGGGAUCGUGGCGGGGAACGAGGAGGGCCACUUCGCCAUCCACCGGGCCACGGGGGAGAUCAGGAGCACGCGGCCCCUGGACCGGGAGAGCGUCCCCCGGUACCGCCUCACGGUCCGGGCCUCGGACCGGGGGGACCCCCCCCGGAGCGCCACGGCUCGGGUGGUGGUCAACGUCCUGGACGAGAACGACCACUCCCCGCGCUUCUCCCAGCUGUUCAGCGCCUCGGUCCCCGAGAACGCCCCCGUGGGCUUCACCGUGACGCGGGCCACCACCUCGGACGAGGACGAGGGGCAGAACGCCGUGAGCCGCUACUCCAUCGCCGACUCCGGCCUCCCCUUCGCCAUCGACCCCAGCACGGGGGACAUCACCGUGAGCCGGCCCCUGGACCGGGAGGACGUGGCCCGCUACAGGAUCCGCGUGUCGGCCCACGACUCCGGCUGGACGGUCAGCACCGACGUGGCCGUGGCCGUCACCGACGUCAACGACAACGCCCCGCGCUUCCGCGAGCCCUCCUACUUCCUGGAGUGCCCGGAGCUCCCGGAGGUGGGCUCCGGGGUGGCCCGGGUGGCCGCCACCGAUCCCGACGAGGGGCCCAACGGCCAGGUCUUCUACCUCCUCAAGUCGCCGUCCGAGUUCUUCCGCGUCGACGCCGUCACGGGGGAGAUCUUCAACAAGCAGCCCCUGAGGUACCUCAACGGAACCGGGAGCGUCCACGCCAACCGGCACAGCUUCGUCGUCACGUGCUCGGACCGGGGCAGCCCCCCGCUGCUGAGCGAGACCACCGUCACCGUCCACGUCGUGGACGGCAACGACCACCCGCCGCGCUUCCUGAGCGCCGGCUACUCCACCCCGGUCCCCAAGGACGUCUCCGUCGGCACCAGGGUCAUCCAGGUGGCCGCCGCGGACGACGGGGACUUCGGCCUCAACUCGCGCGUGGAGUACCUGCUGACCGGCCAGGAGCCCGCGGCCCGAUUCGGCCUGGACGCCGAGACCGGGUGGGUGUCGGUGGCGGCCCCCCUGACGGGGGACGUGGACCGGACCUUCCGGCUGUCCGUCACCGCCCGGGACGGGGGCCGCCCGCCCCUGUCGGCCGGGGCCACGGUCCGGAUCCUGGUGACCGAGGCCAACGCCCACACCCCCGAGUUCCCCCGCGAUCGCGUGCGGGUGGAGGUGCCCGAGACCCUGGCCGUGGGGGCCGUGGUGUGCGUCCUGGCCGCCCGGGACGCCGACCCGGCCGAGAACGGCCUCCUGGCCUACGCCGUCUCGGCAGGCAACGGGGAGGGCCUCUUCGCCGUCAACGCCUCCACCGGGGUCCUGACCCUGGCCGGGGCCCUGGACUACGAGACGGGCCGGAGCCACGAGGUGACGGUCAGCGCCACCGACGGGGGCUGGGCGGCCCGCACCGGCUUCUGCGCCGUCACCGUGGACGUCCUGGACGUCAACGACAACCCGCCGGUCUUCGCCGGCGCCGAGUACACGCCCGAGGUGGCCGAGAACGCCCCCAGCGGCACGCCCGUGGUCACCCUCCGGGCCACCGACGCCGACUCGGGCCCCAACGCCGUGGUCGCCUACGCCCUGCACGAGGCCGACGGGGACCUGUUCGCCGUGGACCCCAACACGGGGGUCGUGAGCACCCAGGGCUUCCUGGACUACGAGACCCGGCGGGAGCACCGCCUCACCGUCAAGGCCUUCAACGUCCCCGACGAGGAGCGCUGCGCCUUCGCCGCCGUCACCGUCCGGGUCACGGGGGUCAACGAGUACAUCCCCCGCUUCGUGUCCGCCGCCUACGGCUUCGAGGUCUCCGAGGCCGCCCCGCCGGGCACCCCGGUGGGCCAGGUCUUCGCCGGCGACCGGGACCGGGGGCCCGACGGCGAGGUCUCCUACCUGCUCUUCGGCGAGAGCCGCCGCAAGGGCUUCCGGGUGGAGCGGGAGACGGGCCAGAUCUCGGUGGCGGGGCCCCUGGACCGCGAGAGGGAGGGGACGGUGGCCCUGAGGGUCCUGGCCAAGAACGCCGGCCCCAUCCGCGGGGCGGACGUGGAUGAGGUGGCCGUCAACGUCACCGUGCUGGACGCCAACGACCCACCCGUCUUCGGGGCCGAGACCUACCGGGUGCGCAUCAGCGAGGGGGUGCCCCCGGGCACCCACGUGACCUUCGUCGGGGCCGCCGACGCCGACUCCGUCCCCGCCUGGAGCCGCUUCUCCUACCGCGUGGGGCCGGCCGGCGGGGACGCCUUCUCCGUCCACCCGCAGACGGGGCAGGUCACCGUGACGGCCCCGCUGGACCGCGAGACGCUGCCCGUCUACAACCUGACCGUGCUGGCCGUGGACACGGGGACCCCCCCGGCCACGGGCCGGGCCGUCCUGCUGGUCACCCUGGAGGACGUCAACGACAACGGGCCCGUCCUGACCGUGGGCGAGGCCCGGGUGGCCGAGAACCAGCCCCCCGGCACGGUGGUGACCACCCUGAGGGCCUCCGACCCCGACCUCCCCCCGAACCAGGGUCCCUUCACCUUCCGGCUGCUGGGCGGCGGGCCGGCCGCCGACUACUUCGGCCUCAGCCCGGCCGGCCUGCUGACCACCGCCCGGGAGAUCGACCGGGAGCAGGUGAGCCGCUUCCUCCUGCCAGUGGUGGUCCGGGACUCCGGCCUCCCGCCCAUGUCCUCCACGGGGACCGUCCUCAUCCUGGUGGCCGACCGCAACGACAACCCCUCCCAGCCCCGCCCGCUGGAGGUCUUCGUCCACCACUACGGCGGCCCGUUCCCCGGCGGGGUCCUGGGCGGCGUCCGGCCGCUCGACCCGGACGAGGACGACGACUUCCGCUGCUCGCUGGCGUCCGGCCCGGCGGGCCUCUUCAGCGUCCCCGCCGGCACCUGUUCCCUGAGUGCCCGGGCCCGGGCGGCCGACGGGACCUUCGACCUCCGGGUCCUCGGGGACGACGGGGCCCACGGGCCGGUGGUCAGCGACGUCCGCGUCUCCUUCGCCGCCUUCGGCAACGCCACCUUGGACCACAGCAUCCUCCUCCGCCUGGCCGCCCCCUCGGCCGGCGCUUUCCUCGCCGCCCACUACCUGCCCCUCCUACAGAUCGCCGGCUCGCAGCUGAGCGGCCUGGGUGGGGGCCUCCAGCUCUACGGGCUCUACGAGGACGAGGAGGGCGGGGGCGCGUUCCUCCUGGCGGCCGUGAGGCGCGGCCCCCACAGGUACCUCAGCCCAGGCGGGGCGGCCGCCUUCUUCGAGAGCGUCAAGGAGUCGGUCUUCCGGCAGAGCGGCCUGAGGAUCGAGGAGGUGGAGCCGGACCCGUGCGCCCGGGGCCCCUGCCGCAACGGGGGUGCCUGCGCCCGCAGGCUGGCCGUGGGGCCCCUCUUCAAGAGCCGGGAGAGCCCCCCCGUCAUCCUGGUGGCCAACGAGGUCCUGCAGCCCUUCGUGUGCCAGUGUGCUCCGGGCUACGCGGGGGGCCGGUGCGAGACCGACGUGGACGAGUGCCUGCCGGCCCCCUGCCACAACGGCGGGGCCUGCCGCGACCUGGUGGGGGCCUUCGCCUGCAGCUGCCCCGAGGGGUUCGGCGGGAAGGCCUGCGAGCGGGACGUCAACGAGUGCCUGGACGGCCCCUGUCGCAACGGGGCCGUCUGCCGCAACUUCCCGGGGAGCUUCAGCUGCCUGUGCCAGGCCGGCUUCACAGGCAAAACAUGUGAAUCGCCCAUCAACCACUGCGAGGGCAAUCCAUGCUUCAAUGAUGCCACGUGUCAAAGCCAUGUGGAGACCUAUCACUGCCUUUGUCCCUUUGGUGUCUUCGGCAAACACUGCGAGUUGACCAGCUACGGGUUCGAGGAGCUGUCCUUCAUGGAGUUCCCCAGCCUGGACCCCAACAACAACUACAUCUACGUCAAGUUCGCCACCAUCCAGAGCCACGCUCUGCUGCUCUACAACCACGACAACCGCAGCGGAGAGCGGGCCGACUUCCUGGCGCUGGAGAUCGCCGAGGAGCGGCUGCGCUUUUCUUACAACCUGGGCGGGGGCACCAACCGGCUGACCACCACCAAGAAGGUGUCCGACGGACUCUUCCACACCGUCGUCGCCCGCCGGGCCGGAACGGCUGCGUCUUUGACCGUGGACUCCUGUUCAGAGGGUGAAGAAGAAGGCUACUGUGCUGUCAGCAAUGUUGCCGAAGCCACGGACUGGACCCUGGACGUGCAGUCCAACAGGGUGACCGUCGGAGGGAUCAAGUCGAUAGAACCGAUUCUGCAGCGACGAGGACAGGUGGAGAGCCACGACUUCGUGGGCUGCAUCAUGGAGUUCUCCGUCAACGGGAGGCCCCUGGAGCCCCGCCACGCCUUGGCCGCCCAAGGAAUUUUGGACCGGUGCGUGAGGGUAGAAGGAGCUUGUUCCAACAGCCCUUGCCAACACGGGGGUACCUGUACAGACCACUGGUCAUGGCAGCAGUGCCGAUGCCGCGAAGGAAUGACCGGAAACUUCUGUGAAAAACCCAUCACCCCGGACACCGCGUUAUCCCUCGAAGGCGGAGGCCGCUUAGAUUACCACAUCAGCCAGUAUAAGAAACGAGAAUAUUUAUUAAGACAGAGCAUCGGAAACGCCAUUUUGGACCUGGGAGUAGACAGCAGCCUUGAGAUCAAAUUCCGAACGAGGAAUGAGAACGGGGUCCUCGUCCACAUCCAAGAGAACAGCAAUUACACCACCGUGAAGAUAAAGAACGGCAAAGUUCACUUCACCUCCGACGCCGGGAUCGCUGGGAAAGUGGAGCGGAACGUCCCGGAAGCGGACGUAGCGGACGGCCAGUGGCAUUCCGUGCGGCUCGAGAAGAACUCCUCCCUCACCGUCCUCUCCGUCGACGGGUUGUCGUCCCGGCUCAUCUAUCACCCCACCCAGGAUUUCGGGGGGCUGGAGGUCCUCACCCUAUCCCUCGGGGGCAUCCCGCCCGGGCCGGACCUCCGGACCACCGCAGCAGGAUUUUCGGGGUGCAUCGCGUCCGUGGAGUACGGCGGAGAGAGCCUCCCUCUGGAGGCCCGGCCGGGCCGGGCCUCCCCGUCGUCCUCCGACCCGUCCGUGAAGCUGGGCUGCCGCGGGCCACCCGUGUGCGCCUCGGGCCCGUGCCCGCCGGACCUGCUCUGCGUGGACCGCUGGCACUCCUUCCUGUGCCUCCCCCCGGGGGCCUGCGCCCCCCGACCCUGCCGCCACGGAGGCUCUUGCGAGCCCACCUCCUCGCCCCCGGGCUUCACCUGCGUCUGCCCGGCCAGCCACACCGGGCCCACGUGCGACGUGCCCGUCUCCUGCCGGGGCGCCCCCUGCCCGCCGGGCACCCGGUGCCGCCCGGGGGGCCCCGAGCCCGUCUGCGAGCCGGACGCGGGCGCGGGUCCCGCGGGCGAGCCCUCUCUGCCGCCGUGGACCGUCCCGGCCGCCGCGGGCGGCGGGGCGGCCCUCCUGGCCCUCGUGGUCCCGGCCCUCAUCCUGGCCCACCGGUGCCGGGGCCGGGCGGACGCCCGGACGGCCAAGCCGAAGCAGAAGAAGAAGAAGAAGAGGAAGAAGGGCAGCGAGAACGUGGCCUUCGACCCGCCGGACCGGGGGGCUUCCUUCCCCGACGACCUGACGGUGCGCAAGCAGCCCGAGGGCAACCCCAAGCCGGACAUCAUCGAGCGCGAGAACCUCUACCUGAUCUACGACGAGAGCGACCUGGCCCCCGGCGGCGGGCCGCGGCGGGCCGUGCCCAGCGCCCCGCUGGCGCCCCCGGCCCCUCCGCCCACGCCCCCGGGGGGGCCCGAGCCGGAGCACUACGACAUCGACAACGCCAGCAGCAUCGCCCCGUCCGACGCCGACGUGGUCCAGCACUACCACCGCUUCCGGGCCCACGGGCCCAAGUUCCCCUCCCAGAGGCACAGCCCCCUGGGCUUCGCCCGCCAGUCGCCGCUGCCCCUGUCGUGCCAGGCCCCGCGCCCCUCUCCCGCUCGCCUCAGCCCGGCCCCCUUCGCCAAGGCCGCCACCUUCUACCGCAGCAGCCCGGCCCGGGAGCUCCACCUGCCCCUGAGGGACUGCGGCUCGCCGGACCCCCCCGGCGACCCCACCCCGCCGGGCCUCUUCCCCUACGCCACCCGGCUGAGCCGCCGGAGCCGGAGCCCGCAGGCCGCGGCCGGCCCCGGGUCCAGGCCGGGCAGCCGCCCGCGCCAGCCCGCCGGCCCGCUGGCCCCCGAGCCGGUCCCGCCGCCGCCCCCCGUGGGGCUCUCCGUCGAGGAGGUGGAGCGCCUCAACGCCCCCCGCCCCCGCAACCCCAGCAUCUGCAGCGCCGACCACGGCCGCUCCUCCUCCUCCUCCGACGGGGGCGGCCGCCCGCCCCCGUCCCGGACCCGGAACCCGGCCGACGGGCUCCCGGCCCCCGAGUCCUCGUCCGACAGCGACUCCCACGAGUCGUUCACCUGCUCCGAGAUGGAGUACGAGCGCGACCGGCCGCCGCCCGCCUUCUCCUCGCGCACCCCCAAGCUCAGCCAGGUGGACGAGUCCGACGCCGACGACGAGGGCCUCUCCUCGGCCCGGGCCAGGCCCCGCCGGUACCCCGGCCGGAGGGCGGAGGGGGCCCCCGGCUUCGGGGCCGAGGCGGGACAGGGCCCCAGGCCGGGCCCGCUCUUCGACUGGGAAGGCCUGCUCAACUGGGGGCCCGGGUUCGGACACUACACGGACGUCUUCCGGGACUUGGCCUCCCUGCCCGAGAGGGCCUCCGCGGCCGAGGGGGGUGAGGCGGGCGGGGGGCGGGCCCCCCCCGAGGACGGGGAGGCGGAACAGUACGUGUGACCGGCCCCCCGCCCCCUCCCGGGGUCACGGGCGGGCCUGAGGCGGACGUCUUCCCCUCAGCCGGUGGUGGAGCGGGGUCUCUUCCGCUACCGUGGUGCCAACGUGGAUGCCAGCGAAGCCUGCACGCAGACGCCCCUCCCUCAGCCCAUCCAGACGAGGCUUCCCCCCUCGUCGGAUGAGGAGCGGCGCCGCCCGGCGGGAAGGCCCGGGGGGCAGAGGGACACGCGUUCCAAUCCCAUUUCCACCACUCGCCAGUCUCUCGGGCCAGACCCUCCGCGUCUUGGCCUCAGUCAUCUCGUCUGGAAGAACGGGGAUGUGGCCUAGCGGAAAGGGCCCGGGGCUUGGAGUUGGUGGAUCUGGGGUGCGAAUCCCGGCUUUGCCACUUUACUGCUGCGAGACCUCAGCCCGGUUAUACUCUUCCCCGGCCUUUGGUUUCCUCAUCUGGAAAAUGGGGAUUCGAUCCCCAUUCUCCCUCCCGUGGGACCGGGGCUGAGCCUGACCUAAUCGACCCGUACCCGCCCCAGCACUUAAAACACUACCCGACACACGGUGAGCACUCGGCGAAUCCCAUAACGAUAAUCUCCCCGCAAAACCCGUCGGACGCUUGACCUCUUCCCUUCUUUCCUCCCUUUGACGAGCGGAGAGAGAGGACGUGUCCACCUCCUCGGAAUCCGAGGGGCUCGCAACCACGAGGAUUCCGUGUGCUCCUGAGUGGGGGCGAAGCCCACCUGGGCGCCGAAUGAAGGGAUAACGCAGGAAUAUCGGCGCCCACCCAAACCUCCCAAAUCCACCGCCGUUCAGACGUUAACCUAAAGGAACGACAAACUGUCCGCGUGGGCAUCUCGGUGUGGGCCCACCGGGGGAAAUUCACUGGGGACUACGAGAAGAGCCGCGCAGACUUUCGGGGUGAGAUUUUUUGGGGGGCCAGAGAGAGCUCUGACGCGGAGCUCUUCCCCUCCAAGGACGGCCACGUCCCCUUUCCGGACGCAUGCCUACCCAGAAUUAUUUAUUGUGAAAAAAAAAAAGUCAAACCGCAGCCAAGCCGGGCGGUGUCUGAUGUCAUAGAAACGAUCAAACGACACUCUUCGAUUCCCUUCUACCGCAGUUUUUCACUCCGGGAUAGUUGAUUUUUUUUUUAGAUGAUGUAAAGUAGAAAUUCAUCAAACCCUUGUUUUUCCUGUUUAAGUUGAAGGUCCUUUGUACCGGGUGAAACUUUGGAAACUUGCUUUCUUUUUUUUUUUUUUGUACCUAAACGGUGUUUUUGAUAUCGAUAUUUUCCUACGGUGAAUAGUUUUCUUACAAUCAGGGAAGGUAAGAAAACCACUUUUGUACAUUUGUUACUUAUGUAACAUUCCUAUUUUUCACAUUUUGAUAAAACUGUAACAUAACGUAUGCUUCCUACUUGUAAAUGCCAAUAAUAGAAUUAAAAUAUUUAUUUAAAAAGG
This is a messenger RNA of Ornithorhynchus anatinus (platypus), 16325 nucleotides long. It is a transcript of the gene FAT4, whose product is annotated as FAT atypical cadherin 4. Gene Ontology annotation, biological process: homophilic cell-cell adhesion. Lineage: Eukaryota; Metazoa; Chordata; Mammalia; Monotremata; Ornithorhynchidae. The record is from RefSeq and is a predicted model, not a curated record. Gene Ontology annotation, molecular function: calcium ion binding. Gene Ontology annotation, cellular component: plasma membrane.